ACUUGUUCAUUGAACUAUCUAGAGCGGGAAUGCUGGCUCCUUUCCUUGCUCCUGUGCGCUUGUUUUAUCCGUUUCCGGUCGCCUAAACUGUCCGCCAGUGGCAACAGCCCAUUCGUGGCUCGGGGUCGGGUUGCUGCAGGGUUGGGGUAGGGAGGGAAAGUUCCACUGUUUUUUGGCUCUUGGAAGAGGGCGGGCUUAGUAACCGCUCUGAAGUGGAAAUUGAAACUAACAGUGAGGAUUGACAUUUGGAUUACUUCAAGAUGAGCUUCUUAUUGCCCAAGCUGACCAGCAAAAUAGAAGUAGACCAGGCAAUAAAAAGUACUGCAGAGAAAGUAUUGGUCCUCAGGUUUGGAAGAGAUGAAGACCCUGUCUGCCUGCAACUAGAUGAUAUACUUUCUAAGACCUCUUCUGACUUAAGUAAAAUGGCAACUAUAUAUCUGGUAGAUGUGGACCAAACUCCCGUUUAUACACACUAUUUUGACAUCAGUUAUAUCCCUUCUACUGUGUUUUUCUUCAAUGGGCAGCAUAUGAAAGUGGACUAUGGGUCUCCAGAUCACACCAAGUUUGUGGGAAGUUUCAAAACCAAACAAGACUUCAUAGAUUUGAUUGAAGUAAUUUACCGCGGAGCAAUGAGGGGGAAACUUAUUGUUCAAAGUCCUAUUGACCCUAAAAAUAUUCCCAAAUAUGACCUUCUCUAUCAAGACAUUUAGGAUAUUAUCUGCUGUCAAAGUUGAAGGGAAAGGUACAUCUUGAAAAAUUCCCAAGUCCAGCUGUGCUGUUUAGCUGGAAUCUUUCAGAAACAUGCUCAGUCUCCCAGCAGAGAAGUUUGACUGUAUAGGAAAUACAGGCCCCUCCGUGGAAGACCAGCUGCACUGUGAUGACCUUGGGUGCCUACAUGUCAACUCCCUGACUACCUGCCAGUCUCAGAGCAGUGAAGUCAACUGUAACCAGUUUCCCCAGUGUCGGUUCUUUUUUUUUUAGUUUAUUUUAUUAUUAUUUUUAAAUAUUUAUUGUCCUUGUUUUAUUCUUGUUGUUAUUGAUGUCGUCAUUGUUGGAUAGGACAGAGAAAUGGAGAGAGGAGGGGAAGACAGAGGGGGAGAGAAAGACAGACACCUGCAGAACAGCUUCACUGCUUGUGAAGUGACUCCCCUGCAGGUGGGCAGCUGAGGCCUCGAUCCUUACACCAAUCCUUGUACUUUGCACCACGUGUGCUUAACCCGCUGCACUACCACCCAACUCCCUCCAGUGUCAGUUCUUAUAGAUACCUGUAGUUCUCUUGAACUUUCUUCUAUUUAUAGAUCCUUUAUAACUUUUUUAAGUAUUUUUAUUUAUUUAUUAUUGGAUAAAAACAGAGAAAUUGAGGAGGAGGGGAAGAUAGAGAGGGAGAGACAGAAAUACCUGCAGCCCUGAUUCACCACUCAUGAAGCUUUCCCCCCUGCAGGUGGGGUCUAGAGGCUUGAAUCUGGGUCCUUGUGCAUUAUAAUGUGUGCUUAACCAGGUGCACCAACAUCUGCCCCCUAUCCUUUAUGUCUAACAACAUUUUUUUGCCUCUAGGGUUAUUGCUGGGUCUCAGUGCCAGUACUCCUGCUGGCCUUUUUGUUUUCCCCUGUUUUAUUGCAUAGGACAGAGAUAAACUGAGAUGGGAGGAGAGAUAGAGAGGGAAAGAGAGAUGAUUGCAGACCUGCUUUACCACUUGUGGAGCAAACCUGCUGCAGGUGGGGAACAGGAGCUUGAACCCAGGUUCUUGAGUGUUGCGCUUAGCACUGUGUGCGUACUGGGUGUGCUACUGCCUGGUCCCCAUAUAAGUAUUUUUAUUAUUAAACAAUUUUUCAGAUCACUGCUCAGCUCUGGCUCAUGGUGAUGAUGCAAAUUGAGAAACUGGAGAAUAAAUGUCUUCCAAGGGACACUGUUUUGUGCCUUUUCCUACUGCAUGCCAGGAACCACUCUAUCUUAUUUACUCUACUGCUGGGCUGUCAGGCAUUAAAAUUGUGAAGAUAUUUCCCUGAGAACAGAAAAAGACUCCCAGGAGUUAAAGUCUGAGUCACAAGAGUAUCCCUUGCUCUAACUAAUGGAGCAAGGCCUCUUUUACCUUUUGUGCUCAAAACCAGUAUGGGAAGUGAAGACAAGACAAUCAGUGCACUUAGAAGCUGGAGAAAUCUUAUGAAAGAGUGGGAAAUGAGGGUGGGGGAAGAUACCUCUGUAUCUCAUUAAAAUAAAUAAAAUAUUUAAAGAAAAAGGAAAUUGAGCUCUUUGCAACAGUGAUCCAUGAGGAGAGGUCAUACAAAAAUAUGACAAGAAGGUUUGUUGCUGAAUGGCCAUUGGACUAAAGACUUACAACAAGAAAGAGCUCAGAAGAACUUCCUUUUUGAGGGCUGGGCGGUAGCACAAUGGGUUAAGUGUACAUGAAGUGAAGUGUAAAGACCAGCAUAAGGAUCCCAGUUUGAGCCCUCAGCGCCCUAACUGCAGGGGAGUUGUUUCACAGGCGGUGAAGCAGUCUGCUGAUGUCUUUCUCUCCCCCUGUCUUCCCCUCCUCUCUCAAUUUCUUUCUGUCCUAUCCAACAACAAGGGCAAGAAAAAUGGGGAAAAUGGCCUCCAAGAUCUGUGAAUUCGUAGUACAGGCACCAAGCCCCAUCGAUAACCCCAGAGGCAAAAAAAAAAAAAAAAAGAA
Erinaceus europaeus (western European hedgehog) is the source of this 2668-nucleotide messenger RNA. It is a transcript of the gene TXNL4B, whose product is annotated as thioredoxin like 4B. The record is from RefSeq and is a predicted model, not a curated record. NCBI's taxonomy places the organism in Eukaryota, Metazoa, Chordata, Mammalia, Eulipotyphla, Erinaceidae. The transcript has 4 exons. Gene Ontology annotation, biological process: mRNA splicing, via spliceosome. The coding region runs from base 261 to 710 and encodes 149 amino acids. Gene Ontology annotation, cellular component: U4/U6 x U5 tri-snRNP complex; spliceosomal complex; U5 snRNP.